AUGCCCCGAAACCAGACGGAUUCUAUCAAGAGUGGCUCGUUGCGAAAGAAGAGCAGAAAGACUCCCUCGUUUUCGAAAUUUUGGUUUGUGCUAAGAAGCGACUCGUUUUCUUACUAUACCAAUGCCACUGAAAUGUACUUCCCUGCUGGAACUAUCGACCUCCGUUAUGCUGUAAAGGCCGAAAUCGUCCAUCAUGGCCUUGAGAAAGAACAGCUUAAAUCUUCCACCUUCAGUAUUAUCACUGAAACUCGUACCUACACAUUCAAGGCCGAUUCAGCAAAGGCUGCUCAUGAGUGGGUGAAAGCACUUCAGAAAGAGAUCUUCCGUAGUCGAAACGAAGGCGACUAUGUUAAGAUCAUCAUACCUCUGGUCAAUAUUAUAGACUUGGAAGAUAGUCCUAUUAUGAAUAUUGCCACCACGCUUAAGAUCAGAGCAAUUGAGAACGAUGAAACAUAUGCCGUUGAUGAGUAUGUACUGGCUUUCUUCACCAAGGGUAAAGAGGUGGUUGACGCAAUCAAAGUUUCUAUGAAGGAACUUGGAGUUUCUGGUAUUGCCGUCGACGACUCCUCCAGUACUGAUCUUGCAGCAAAAGCUGGUUCAUUGAAUUUGGAAGAGAUUCGUGAAAAUCGCCCAAAGUUGCUCAAGACUCAGACGUCGCUGAAAGUGAAGUCGCCUAUGGUUGCAGCCGCUGCGAGCAAUGUUGCUAGUACGCCAAAGAGCCCUGUCGAUUCUCUGAAAAAGACCAAUUCGUCUGUCUCUCUGAGCAAAAAGGUACGCAAUUUGUUUAACGACAAUGAGGGAAGUACUACUCCCGGAUCACCACAUUUGUCACCACGAAUUGGCCCCCUUAAGUCGACUUCAUCGAAAGAAGUCAUCAAGGACUGGACCUUGGAUUCGCCAAGUGGUUUGGAAUCUCCCCCUGGUGAAUCAAUGCCGUCUCGUCAAAAGAGUCGACCUGGUACUCCCCCUGAUCAGUUGGCUGUUUCGGCUGCCAUGGCGGCCCUCCAGAGUGAUAGGGACCGGAAGUCGCAUGAACAAGAAGAGGUUUAUCCUACUGGUCAUACUACUGGUCAUAUUAGGAUCAGUAGCUCAAUUGGUCAGAUAUUCAAGAAAGAAGGAGGCAGUGGAAGUGGAGCAUCUACUCCAGGAGAAGACAACAAGAGCUAUGACUUUCUUUCUGCAAGUGAAUCGAACCAGAUUCAAUAUGAAAGCUCUGAUAAGAAAAAGAAGAAGAGCGCUAAUAUUGUUCAUAAGGUCACUGAUAUGUGGGGUGGUGGGCGGAAACAUUUCCGUGAUCCAAAUCAAGCUGGUGGCUUUAGAGAUGACCGACAUCUGGUUUCCGAAGAGGAUGGUGCCGAAAGUAAUGAAAGAUUCAGGGCUCAUUUCUCUCUUGGAGAAACUGAUAACCUUGUGGCUACUUAUUUUUGCCAUAUCCAAAAAGCUAUCCCGAUUUACGGAAAGAUGUAUCUUAGUAAUGAGCAUUUAUGCUUCCGCAGUCUGCUUCCUGGUACAAACACCAAGAUGAUUUUACCUCUUCACGUGGUUGAGAAUGUCACAAAAGAAAAGGGUUUCAGAUUCGGUUACUCUGGAUUGGUUAUUGUUGUGCAUGGUCACGAAGAGAUUUUCUUCGAGUUUGGCUCUAGUAAUAAUAGAGAUGAUUGCGAAAUCAUGAUUCUCCGGGAAAUGGAUCGAUCCAAGAACAGAUCUAUUAUUAGACAAUCUGGGAGUGAUUACGCUCUUCGUUCGGCCAGACUCAUUACUUAUGAAGAUGCGCUUCGCAAUGAAUUGCCACCAGGUAUUAAUGUCCCACCUGUUAUUCUUGAGCCUUGUAAUGAUACUAGCAACGAUUUCUUUGUCGGUAAGGCCAAAGAUAGUCUUCGAUUUACUCUACUCACAAUUGGUUCAAGAGGUGAUGUUCAACCAUAUAUCUCACUGGGCAAAGGUCUCUUGAAAGAGGGUCACAAAGUCAAGAUUGCCACGCAUGCUGAAUUCAAGCCAUGGAUCGAAAAACAUGGAAUUGAGUUUGCUGAAGUUGCUGGUGAUCCUGGUGCUCUGAUGAAAAUUAUGAUUGAACAUGGUAUGUUUUCUGUCUCGUUCCUUAGAGAAGCUGCAGCUAAAUUCCGCGACUGGAUUGAUGAAUUGCUUUUAACUGCUUGGAAGGCAUGUCAGGAUACUGAUGUAUUGAUUGAGAGUCCAAGUGCCAUGGCGGGUAUCCAUAUUGCCGAGGCUUUGAAGAUUCCUUAUAUGAGGGCUUUUACAAUGCCAUGGACCAGAACAAGAGCUUAUCCACAUGCAUUCAUUGUCCCUGAACAGAAGAUGGGCGGUUCUUACAAUUAUCUCACAUAUGUUAUGUUUGAUAAUGUGUUCUGGAAGGGCAUAUCUGGACAGGUCAAUCGUUGGAGAAAGAAGACUCUACAUUUGCCACGAACAAACUUAGACCUUCUUCAGCAGACCCAAGUUCCUUUCAUGUACAAUGUGAGUCCAAGUGUAUUAGUACCUCCUGUUGACUUCCCGUCCUGGAUUCGUGUUACUGGUUACUGGUUCCUUGAUGAGGGUGGCGAAGAUUAUGUCCCAGAUAAAUCUUUGGUAGACUUUAUCGCUAAAGCCCGUAAGGAUGAUGCCAAGCUGGUAUAUAUUGGAUUUGGUUCGAUUGUUGUGUCCAAUCCAAAGGAGUUGACUAAAGCUGUUGUUGCUUCUGUUCAAAAGGCCGGUGUUCGUUGCAUCUUGUCGAAGGGUUGGUCUGACAGACUUGGUAAAGGCGAUGCCUCUGUCCCUGAAGUUGAGCUACCUCCAGAGAUUUAUCAAAUUAAGUCGGCCCCUCAUGAUUGGCUGUUCCCACAAGUGGAUGCUGCCGUCCACCAUGGUGGUUCAGGUACCACCGGAGCUAGUUUAAGAGCUGGUCUGCCAACUAUUAUUAAGCCCUUCUUUGGUGAUCAGUUUUUCUAUGCUGGAAGAGUUGAAGACUUGGGAGCAGGUGUCCAUCUGCGUAAGCUGACUGUGAAUCAAUUCUCAAAGGCACUUUGGGAGGUAACUCAUAAUGAGCGAAUCAUCUCUAAAGCCGCAGACAUUGGUAAGAGAAUUAGAGAGGAAAAUGGUGUGGAUACUGCUAUUCAAGUUAUUUAUCAAGAGCUUGAAUAUGCUAGAAGCUUGAUUAAAGAUGGAAAUGUCCCUGUAGGACGGAAAAUACCGACACUGAUGGACGUGGCUGGACUUCCUGUGAAACUGGUACAAAGAGCAACAGCCCCAUUACCGUCGUUGCCAAUUUGUCAUGACGACUCUGAUCAAGAACAUGAUGAAGAGAGAGACAAGAAGAGUAAUUCCAGUCAAGAGGACGACUCAACUCAUACUGAUGGUUCCUGGACCGUUGUGGAUACCGAAUCCAAAGAACAAGAAUAA
Molecule: messenger RNA, 3396 nt
Organism: Sugiyamaella lignohabitans
Lineage: Eukaryota; Fungi; Ascomycota; Dipodascomycetes; Dipodascales; Trichomonascaceae
Gene: ATG26
Product: Atg26p
Exons: 1
Coding region: 1-3396 (1131 amino acids)
Biological process (GO): carbohydrate metabolic process
Molecular function (GO): UDP-glycosyltransferase activity; hexosyltransferase activity
Source: RefSeq, a predicted model, not a curated record